Molecule: messenger RNA, 1245 nt
Organism: Penicillium brasilianum
Lineage: Eukaryota; Fungi; Ascomycota; Eurotiomycetes; Eurotiales; Aspergillaceae
Source: the annotation of a GenBank genome assembly
AUGGAUUCCCUCGACCGCAUUCUAGACGAAUUUACAGACCCUUCGAGUGGAUCGUUGCAUGCUGCAACGUUCAUCGUCGUCGAUAUUUCUGGAAAGACAAUUUACAGUCGCGCCUCCGGGCGAACAAAAACAGAUAUACACAGUGCAGAGCCAUUGGGAUUAGAUGCAUUAUACUGGGUUGCAUCAAUGACGAAGCUCGUGACUGCGGUAUCGGUUAUGCAACUCGUUGAACGAGGAGUCCUGUCAUUAGACGAGGAUGUUCGCAAAAGGGUCCCUGAGCUUGCGAAUAUACAGAUUCUACAGGGAAUGACGCAGGGGGAUUCCCCAGGAUCGAUGCAACCAUAUUUUCGGAUCGUCCAAGGGAAGAUCACUCCUCGUGAUCUGCUGUGCCAUACUUCUGGCUUUAUUUAUGACAGUUCCUCAGAUCUACUCAAAGAAUGGUCGAGGUCAGUGGGUCGAUCCGCGCACACAUUCACGGGAAGCAUGGAAGGAUAUGCACACCCGCUUCUCUUCGAGCCAGGAACUUCAUGGGGAUACGGAGCUGGUUUAGACUGGGCCGGUCGCCUGAUCGAAAAUGUCUGCAAUUGUUCACUUGAAGAAUACAUGAAGGAAAACAUCUGGUCCAAGCUUGGAGUCACCUCAUCAACCUUCCAUCCAGAGUUAUAUCCCGAUUCACUCCCGCCAAAACUACGAAUGGCGAACCGGGUGAGUGUUGGCCAGGGAGCCAAAUCUAUUAAAGCAGGCUCGGUCAUUCUGGGACAACCACUGAACGACGAUCUGGGAGGAAUUGGACUUUGGAGUACACCAAAGGACUUUAUUAAACUCCUCACUGCUCUACUGAGAGAUGGAGAGCCGUUAUUGACGAAAGAUAGCUUGGAUAUCUUGUUUCGACCGCGACUGAGCGAUGCGUCUCGGGCAGCAAUGCCUUUGUCCCUCGGAAGCCGUAUGCGAGACAUACUGGGGAUCGGGUCUGUGAACGUAAUUGAUCAGGCUGAUCAUUGUUUGGCUGGGACGAUCACGUUGAAGGACAUUCCUGGUCGCCGGCCACGCGGGACGGUUAGCUGGAGUGGGCUGCCAAAUUUACAUUGGUGGAUUGAUCCGAAGACGGGCAUUACAGCUACACUGUUCACCCAACUUCUGCCGCCCGGCGAUGCAGCGGUAACAGGUUUGUUAAUUCACCUGGAAACGGCACUCUACAAGGAGAUACGAGAUAGUGAGUCUGUUAGCAGGAGGGGAAAAUUGUAG